GAAACCACGUAAAUAUAAUGUCUUGCUCUUCAUUAUUUGUUUGUUUCACGGUUGAUCAAAUUUUGUUUUACAAUUGUUUCCACCAUAUUCUGUUCCUGACUUCCUGUAAUAUAUAUGUAGAUACGACCACAUUCCUAACCUCAUUGGCGGAGCUAGGUUAAGGGUUGUGGGGUCCAUGGACCCCACUUGGAAAAUGAAUAUACAUUAAAAAUGGUGGAUUUUUAAGGUGGGGUUAGUAAAUUUAGAACCACGGACUCCCUCUUUCCGAGACAAUGAUUUUACUAUCGAGUCAAACUUCGU
Messenger RNA from Linum tenue, 300 nucleotides. Lineage: Eukaryota; Viridiplantae; Streptophyta; Magnoliopsida; Malpighiales; Linaceae. The record is from the annotation of a GenBank genome assembly.